Messenger RNA from Clunio marinus, 384 nucleotides. Lineage: Eukaryota; Metazoa; Arthropoda; Insecta; Diptera; Chironomidae. The record is from the annotation of a GenBank genome assembly.
AUGAAACACAAAACAGAGCAUGAAAAUAAAAACAGCUGUGCGAAUAAGAAAAAGAGGCAUAGUAGAGUCAAGGCAAAACAAAAUAAAAAGAUAUUUCCUUCUUCUUCAUCAUCUGAUGAUCUCAAACGAAAGUCGUUGUCGUUCGUUAAACUAAUAUUUAUUGUGCAUGUAUCCACUCCCUUCUUUUCUCUAGGGUUGCAGCAUGCAUCCAUUCGUAUCGGUUUCUUCAGCCGUUUCCUUUAUAUUCAUUCAGUUGCAACUUGCAAUGCAUUUGAAAUGCUUAGUGCCAUAUGGUUGAUGAAAAAUGUUUCGCUAUUUGAAACAUCUUGCAUCAUGCAGGAGCUUGAAAUGGGUUACGUUCUAAAUAACGAUAGAAUAGAAUGA